Aspergillus lentulus is the source of this 726-nucleotide messenger RNA. RefSeq names its product LysM peptidoglycan-binding domain-containing protein. Gene Ontology annotation, molecular function: chitin binding. Lineage: Eukaryota; Fungi; Ascomycota; Eurotiomycetes; Eurotiales; Aspergillaceae. The record is from RefSeq and is a predicted model, not a curated record.
AUGGGUUACAAAGCCGCCGUCGUCCUGGGGUUGCUCCCUCAGUUGCUCUCUGCUAGCAUUGUCUGCAGCUUCUCCGUAGCAGCCAGCAAAGGCGAUACUUGCGAGUCCUUCGCUGCAUCCUGGGGACAGACCCUUGAAUCAUUCAAAGCCCUGAACCCCGGUGUCCAAUGCCCGACCCUCAGCGUUGGCCAGAGCUACUGUGUCAUUGGCACCGUGACAGACAACCCAAAGACCACGACCACAACGACCUCCACAACACUGAAAACAACGACGACUGCGACAACGACAACCUCCUCCUCUAAAUACGAGCCAACCCAGCCUGGCGUGCCCUCUAACUGCGACGGAUUCCAUCUCGUCUCAUCUGGCGACCAGUGCGACACGAUUGAGGCCAAGUACGGUAUUUCGGACGCUCAAUUCAAGGCCUGGAAUCCAAGCAUUAACAACAGUUGCUCCAAUCUCUGGCUGGAUUACUAUGUCUGUGUCCACGUUCCGGGCGCUACGACAACCAGCUCGUCGCCCCAGCCAACGCCCACGGGGCCCCAGCCACAAAUGCCUGGAAUCGUGAGCAACUGCAAGUCCUUCUAUAAGGUCAAGUCUGGCGACAGCUGUUAUUCGAUUGACACCGCUGCGGGCAUCUCGCUUGCUCAGUUCCGCUCGUGGAAUACCCAGAUCGAUGCGACUUGCACUAAUUUGUGGGUGGACUACUAUGUGUGCAUUGGGGUUUAG